AUGAACCCAUCGAUGAGGAGCGCAAGGCGUGAUAGGUCACCGAGAGUGGUGGUGGCGCUCACAGAGAGAGCGAAGCAGAGACACACAGCGCGAUUGCUGGGCCGCAGCAACGAGCUCCUCCAGGCGACCCGAGCUUUCUCGGUGUGGGUGGCCGCCAUCCGGGAGCGCAGGCUACAGACUCACUUGAAACGGUGCUCUACGAUGCUGAAGUACCACUCCCUUCGUCAGGGGUACUCUCGGUAUUUCAUGCAGUGGCUUGCCUUUACGCAAACGCGAACCUCUGAAAGCAUGCGAUCGGCCAUUCGCCUGCGUCAAGAUGUGCCGCUGCGGUCUAAGGCGGACUUUCUCCACCUGGCACGUCGGUACUUCGCCAAGUGGCGCUUAAAGCUGCGGGAGCGCAAUCAGCGCACCGUCACCAACGUAGAACUGCUCGAAGCGCUCAACAAGGAGCGACUGCGCAGCCGCAUGCUACUCAAGUGGUGGAGUUUCCACAACGCGCAGACAGCAAAGCACCACGCCAUCGAGAUUUUGGAGCGAGAGAACGACAUUUUGGACCUCCAGCAGGAGUUACAGAAAACAGCGCAGGCGACGAAGAGCCUGCGCAAUCAACUUGAUUCAGCCCUUCAGCAACAGUCAAGACUGCAGAACGACCUGGAGGCCACCCGCGACGACUUGGGCGCCUCGAAGCAGCAGCAUGAAACGGAGGUCAACGAGCUGCGUGAGGCGAUGCGGCAAGCGGUGAAACUGAUGGAGGGGUCCUCAAGUCUGCGUUUGCACUCGCUGCAAGAGUGGGACCCCACUGCAGCAAACCCUUGCAGCACGUCAGGUGCCUCAACCCCACUGCCGUCACUACUGCAGUCUUCCAAAAAACUGCUGGAGAGUGCCCGACAGUCAAAACACACCGCCGAGACCCUACUGCACGCGGUGGGUGACACACUCGCAUCCCUCACAUUGGUAGCCAAAAUGCCCACGCCACCCGCAUCGCUCAAAGAGUGCGUCGCGCACCUGGGCAAUCGACUCAGUGAAGAAGCAAGGGAAGCUGCCACCAUCAAGGCACAGCGCGAUGAGCUAGCGUUGGCAGCCCAAACUACGCGUGCCACCCUGGCAGCGGCAUCUCCGCUGCUGCGAGUGGACUCCGCAGCUGAUUCCGGCGGGGAAUCGAGCCGCGAGCCGUCGCUGAUAACCUCACCCACUCGGUGUGGGUUCAACAUAUCGGGCCGACAGUCUGCGCUUCGCAUCAGUGGCGGUGGUCGGCGCUCCGGCGCGCCGGCUGUGACCUUUGGCCACUCCUCGUCCGCGGCCUCGGUGGUGGACGGGGCGGCGCCGUCAUUGAGUAGCCGCUCCGCCUCGCCGGCGGAGAGAUCCCUCAUCGACUUUCAGAAGUUGUCACGGCUACUCAUAGAAGAUGCCAAGGCUGUAGUUGGAGCCAUGCAAGUGGUGCACCAAGACGGUAGGCGAUCCACGAACGAGGUGAAAGACUUGCAGGAUGCUGCUCUUCGCGCGAUCGACGCGCUCGGCGGCCGCGGUGCCACCAACACCGACUUCAUGGAGAAGCCGCAGGAGUCUGAUGAAGACCGUGCCAGCCGUUCAGCCAACAUCGCGGACUCUCUGCGCAACCUCUGCGAGGACAUGGUUGUGGUACUAGUGCUUACGUCGCUGUGGUCCGGCAAAGGCGCGUCGGAGCGGGUGAGCGAGGCACUGGAGCGGCUGUGGCACCGCACACAAGAUUUGGAGGCUGCCCAUGCCGACUAUCGACAGCAGCUUGAGCAGUACGCCAUGGUGGUGCACACCACCGUUGCCAUUCUGCGACCCCCUCCUGCGAUCCAGCAGUUGACCAUGAGUCAGAGGACUGCGGCACUGUUGGCGCGAAGGCGGACCAGCGCGCCUCCGGACGACGCCAUGGCUACGCCUGAGCAAGUCGAUGUAGCACGCCGUAUCGCCGAGAAGCUGGCGGAUAAGGGGGAUCGAAGGCCUACAGAACUUCUAGAGCUGUGCCUGCAAGCUCAGCAACGAGCAGCAGCGGAGCAGUCUAGCGUGCCGGAGAAUGAGUUAGAUGGGCUUGUGAAGAGUGCGCACGAAAUCAUAGCAGUUGUUGUGGGCAAGACCCAUAGUAGGGAGCUAGGAGUUGAGCUUUCUCUGGAGUCAGCGUUGCAGAGAAGCCGCCUCAGUAGGUCUGCCGCGCCACCAGAGACGUCCGACUCAGCAGUGGAAGCUGAGGUGUCACAGAGCAGAUCCGUAGACCCUCCAACAGCAAAGGUGGUGGCAACAACUCUGAAGGCUGUGGCUGCGGUAGCCGCCGAGACGCUUAGGAGAACUGACGGGGUUGCCGAUAGCUCCCUCCUCGACGCCUUGGCGUGUUCGUGGGAGCAGGUGGACCAGCUUCAAGAGCAACUGAAGGCCCUCGCAGCCUCGGAGCAGCGAAACGCAGAGGGGAAAAAGCGGCUACAGAUGGAGCUGAAGGAGGCGGUGCAACAAAGCAAAGCCAGCGAGAACAUUUUCAAGCAGCAUCUCGAUGAUCUCGAAAAGGCCCGCGGCGCCGCCGAGAGGGAUCUGCACCAGCAGGUGAAAGCACUGCAGCGUGAGGCAGCUCAGAGAGCUCAGGACUGCAAGAAGCUGGAGGUGGAACUAGAGGGACUGGAGGAGGACAACAGGGCGAAGGAUUUGGCGCUGCAUGCACAGACGGAGGCACUGGAGAAGGAGCGGCGCGAGCACGCCGAGAGAAUACGCAGAUUACGUGAAGAGAUAGGGAGCCUGCAAAGUCAGCUAGCCGCGGCCGAGGUAGAAAAUUCGUUGAGUGGCGAAGCAAAUAAGGUAUUGCACCGGCGCCUCGUGGACCAGCAGCGGAAACAGUUGAAUUAUGAUGCCGCCGUCGUUGAGUUUGAGGGGAAACUUCGUUUCGCGCACGAGACCAUCGAGACGGCUGCUGCUGCACGCCAAGAGUUGACGGCCCAGCUGUUAGCUGUUGAAGAGGAGAAUCGCACAAACAUCGCCAUCGGUGUGUUUCUGCGCGAUGUACUGCGGGACUGCUUGACGCGUCUUCAUCACAUGACUCGUAAUUUGGGUGAUACAGCAGCGUCGGAACCGUCGCCGAGAGCAUCGCUCACACUUCAAGAGGCACACGAAAGGCCUCCACCGAUACUGACCUGCGACAGCAACCCGUCCGAGUACGUGGAGUACAUAUUGCAACUGGACGGCAACAACUCUACUGGGAAGCAGCUGGUUCAGGAACACCUGCGCGAGAACGUGGUACUGCAUGGGUUGCGGGCACUCUGCGUAGAUGGAGGUGCAGCAGGCACAUCUGAAGCAGAGUCGAGAGCAGCGUCUGCAGGUCGCAGCGUCAGUUUCGACGAUGCCGACCCAUCCACCUGGGAGGUUGUGGCAGAGCUGCACGAUCGCUUUGUCCUCCUGUACGACCGCAUCGCUCAGAUGGACAAAAGUGCAGCGGAGCAGCGCGCGCAUCUUGAUGCACUCACCGCUGUCAAGGACCAGCUGACAGCAGACAUGUUGGCGGGGCUUGUUGAGCUUCAGCCGUGGUCGUCUGUCGCUGCGGUUGCUUCACAGGAAGAGCACCACACAGCACUGAACCCGGGCGCAAACGGCGCUGGUUCGCCCCCUCACACCCCAGCCUUGCGGGCAGCCUGUGCGGAGGUGGCGCAGGCGCUGGAGGCGAUGCAGAAAGUGGCGGCUCUCGCGCAACCGCUCAUGGAAAUGCGUUCUUCCGGAUCGCCGCCCCGUCGCGCAAAUAUUAGCGGGCCUCUAAACAUUCCAGGCACUGACGCGGCUGCAACGAAGCGGCUGCUGUCGCUGGUGGCAGAUGUGCAGGACAUGGCGGACUGCCUGCAGCACCUGUCGGAGUCCGUCAUACACGGCAUCCUCGCCCUUGGCGGCACGCCCGAUGAGGCGGCACUAAACACGACGAACGGCAUGGCGCACCCACACAACGCGAGUUCGCCCAUGGCCACCGCAGCGACGAAUGGCGGUGCAGCCAAGCACCACUCACAGACUGGGGUACAGUCCGGGUGUGUAGACAGUCACCUACUCGCCGCCCGUCUGGAGGCAAUAUGCAAGGAGACGGGCACGUCAGUGCAGGAAGUGAAGCAGCUGAUGGACGCUGUGGAUGGUGCGAACAAUGCCUCCUCCGCAAGCUCGAUGCCGGGGAGCAGCAGGAUGGUAAGGCUGAGUGACAUGCUGCCAUUCAUUCGCUCCAAGAUGCAGGAGUUGCAAGCGGUGAAGCGGGAAUCGGAGCAGAUGCUGACCGGGCUGGACCGCGCCUUUAAAGAUGACGACGAUGACUCCAUCUCCACCUCAAUGUCCUCGACCCAGCGCUCGCUGAAGCCGAAGCAAAAACCGCUCCCCGCCUUUCAGGGUACCCCGGAGUCAGGACUGUGUCUCAUGCAGCAGGAAAUGAAGAGCUGUAGGAAGAAGGCAUCGCGGCGCCCUGGCGACUUCGCCAGCGUGCUACAGGACACCAAGGCCACUGUGCGGGAGCGCAUCGGCGACUUGCAAAGCCUGUGUCUCGCGUCUCGCUCCAUCCUGCAAGUUCUGGAAGGCCGCUUUCUCAAGGAUGACAAGGCGGAGCAGCCACCCAGGUAUGGGGAGGCGCUGGUGGCCUUGCUGACUACACAGAUCGAGGAUCUCAAGCAGGCGCUGCCAGAGACAGAGGAGGCGCUCGCGGGCUACCGCAGCAGUCUUCUUAACGUCACCGUCGGCACGCGGCUGCACCUGCUGUGCAGCGUGGUUUGCUCUCUGAAGCUGGAGCGCGACUCGCUAAAAGAAGACCUGGCUCGCCACGGGCGGCAGGGCAAUAUGCUGUUAAAUGAUUUCAGCAAAGAGGCCAAGUUGCUUCGCGCCGAGAUUGCCCGACUCCAGGAAGAGCAGGAACGCCUCGCGAGGGCAAAGGCCAGCGCAUCUGACGAGGUCGAGGCUCAGAAGCGUAACGUGGCGGAGUUGGCGGCGACGCUGACGUCGUUUCAGCUGGAGCGCAACGUGCUGUGUGAGGCCCUCGCGCACAGCCUGCGCGGCCUACCAGGUACGCCAUACCGACGCGUUCCUCUCGCCAGUGUGCAGGAGAAUCUGCUCGCUGCCUUGACGAAAGAACAGGGAAAGCCGCUGACGGUAUACGUGGAGGCAGCCCUUCGAAGUUCCGACGCACACCAGCAGCGCCUGCAGGGCAUCCUUCACGGCUCUCUCGGUGAACUGCGCUGCGGCAUGGCGGUGCUGCGUACGCAGGUAGAGAACUGCUGGGACCUCUACGGCCGACCUAUGGCGAACGCAGCGGCGCAGCAGUUUAUGGAGGCGACGGAGGUGUUGGCGCUGGAGAACAACAUGUUACGUCCGCGUGCAAUUGAGCGGGAGAAGCUGAUGCGCGGCAAGGCGGAGCUGGAGGCCGCGCUGGCUGAUGCUGAAGAAGCUCGUGCGGAUGUCGUUGCUCGUCUGGAACGCGCCGAUGAUGAAAACACGCAGCUGCGGAGAGCAUUGCGGGAUGCGCAGAUGGCGCAGGCACUCACAAACGGUGAUGACAACGAGGAGGACAAGAAUAAAUGGAACCAAAGAAGUGGAAAGCUGCUGAGAGCGCACUCAGUAGAGUGGGAGCGCCGCAUGAUCGAUGGCGCUACGGAGCUGACGAUGAACGCGGUCAACUCAAUGAGCGGCACCUCCAUGUCGGCUGUCUUUGGUUCCGUUGUGGAGGAGACGCUGCGCAUCUAUGCGGGUGUGCGACGCAGUGUGCAGGGGAUAGAGGCGGCCUACGUGGCAUCGCGCGGCAAGGACGAACACCACGUGCAGACGGAGGUGGAGCAGCGACUGCAGGAACUGCGUACGCUCUCCGAAUCCGCCAACUACCUUUCGGCGCGUCUACCUGUACUGUAUCGUGAGCCGUAUCCGUGA
Messenger RNA from Leishmania braziliensis MHOM/BR/75/M2904, 5886 nucleotides. RefSeq lists its product as hypothetical. The coding region runs from base 1 to 5886 and encodes 1961 amino acids. The record is from RefSeq and is a predicted model, not a curated record. NCBI's taxonomy places the organism in Eukaryota, Euglenozoa, Kinetoplastea, Trypanosomatida, Trypanosomatidae. The transcript has a single exon.